UGAGGCUAAAGAGAGAGCACUGAGCAUUUACGAACUGUGGUGAACUGUUGAAGGAUAAUAACAAGAAAACUGGAUAAGUGACACAUCUCUUUAAAUGUAAGACAUGAUAAGAUGUCUGAGAGUGAGAAGGUAGAGACUGGGAAAGAUGAGUUGUCCUCUCCCCCUGAAGAAAGCAUUGAGGCUGGGGAGAAAGAGCUGAGCAAAAGCCCCUCACCAAAUCCUGACAGUGAUGCCCUCUCUCCACCACUUAUUACAAUGCACAAUGACCCAGUGAAAGGGCGCAGGCGUGUUGGUGAUUUCAAACCCAAGAACACAGGACAAGCUGCUGCUUCAGCAGUGUUGUCUCCAACAGCAACUACACCGACACCUGGUAAAAAGACUACGCUGCUGUCCAAUGAGGUCAGGAAAGAGAUGGCUAAACAAGCCAAGGCUACCAAGGAUGAGCGCCGAGCCCAACUGGACUCCCGACACAAGUACCUCAUAUCCAAACUGGCAGACGGGAUUGGUCUUGGGGAAACCGAGGUGGAGGACAGUAUCGUUUCGGAUGACAAGUUUAAUAUGAUUGAAGAAUUCUUUGCACCAAAUGGAACAAAAAAGCUGCUCUUUUUCUAUCAAGAAGUCACCCAGCGGAAACAAAGCAGUCCUUCAUGCCUUGAUAACUCUAGUACAUAUGCCACUGCAUCCCAACCUCAAAAGAAACUUUUCAUUACCAGCGGAUCUGCUGAGGGUUUGUUUGGAAUGUGUUUAUUUUUUCUCAGAACCAUAGACAAAAACAUAACUACAGCAAAUGUCUCCCAGGAGGUGAAUUUUGGUAUGCUUGAAUGUUCUGGUGGGAACCUUCUUCACAGUCUGGAGAAUUUGCUCUCUCAAAUCAUGGUGCCUGCACUCAAGUCACAAGAGAACUGGGGAGCUGUGAAGGAUGGUCUUAAGAAUGUUCAGAUACAGGAGUUCCUCAGUUCCGUGGAUAAGUUUGUCAGCAGUCUGUCCUCAGCAAGGCAGAACAUGGAGGGCAGAUUCGAGCUUCAGACAGUGGAUAUGGGGUAUAAUCUUGACAACCUGCUAAAUCCUUCCGAUUACAUGAUAGCAGCUGGUAACAGUGAAAUGGUGGAGAAGCUAGAGGGAGUGCUGUUGCUGUGGGCAAAGCAGAUUGAGCAGGUUUUGACGGAGAGCGAGCAGAUAAGGAAGGAAGCAGAUGAUAUUGGUCCUUCAGCAGAGCUGGAGCACUGGAAGAAGAGAAUGACAAUUUUCAACAGUCUUCUGGAUGAAAUCAAGAGUUCUCAUGUAAAAAGAGUUGUGGGUACACUGCAGGUUGCGAAAUCUAGAGUUCUGAAGCACUGGAAAAAACUGAAUGGCAACAUCACAGAUGCAGCGAAUGAAGCUAAAGACAAUGUCAAAUAUCUGUAUACGCUGGAAAAAUUCUUUGGCCCCCUUGGGAAGUGUUCACCUGCCAACAUGGUGGAGCACAUUCCUAGUCUAAUAAAUGGCAUUCGGAUGAUUCACAGCAUAUCCCAGUACUACAAUACUUCGGAACGCAUGACGUCUCUCUUUGUAAAAAUCACCAAUCAGAUGAUCAGCACUUGCAGAGCAUAUCUUUGUCAAGGAGUUUCCAAAAUCUGGGAUCAUGACAGGAAUGAGUUACUCAAGAAGAUCCAAGAGUGCAUCAACCUGAACAAGGAAUAUCAGCAGUGCUUCCAUCAUGUGAGAGAAAAACUGAGAGAAAAUCCCAGUGACAAACAGUUUGAGUUCAGUGAGAACUACAUCUUUGGGAAGUUUGACACUUUCUGCAAACGCCUGGAGAAGCUGGCAGACGUGAUUAACACCAUUGAGAACCUUUCUGAUCUCCAGAAUGUGAAAAUUGAAGGGGUUGAAAAGAUUUACCUCCGUUUUCAAACCAUAGUGACAAACACCAAAUCCAAGACCUACGAUGUACUGGACCACAGAAAACAAGAGUUUGACAAUGACUACACAGAGUUCAGAUACCAGAUCAAUGGACUGUAUCAAGCCCUCCAGACAUUUGUGGAUUCCUGGUUUGAGCAGCCUUUGAGUACGGAGAGAAUGUUGGAUCUCCUGGCCAAGUUUGAACAGAUUGCUGGGGAGCAGCUUGACAUGACAGAUAAAUACUUGGUCGUCUUGCAGCGCUAUGGCAAAGACUUGGACCUUGUUCGCAAACUCUAUCAGAAACAAAAGGAUAACCCUCCAACUCCUCGCAAUAUACCUCCUGUUGCUGGAAAGAUCAUGUGGGCCAGGCAACUGUUUAGAAAGAUUGAUGGUCCAAUGAAAGUUUUGAAAAAGAAAACUGAAAUUAUGAAGGUUCCUGAAAUGAAGAAGAUCAUUCGGAACUACAACAAAAUGGCUGCCGUCCUGCUGGAGUUUGAGUUGCUGUAUCACCGGGGCUGGUGCCGGGCAGCAGAACUAGGCAGACAAGGGCUCAGCGCCUCCCUCCUUGUCAGGCAUCCUGAGAGCAAGGAUCUCUAUGUAAAUUUUGAUCCUGUGGUACUGGAAGUUCUUUAUGAAGCCAAGUACCUGUACAAAAUGGGCUAUGAAGUGCCAGAAGUUGUUCUCAACAUGUGUUCAAAUGAAGAUAAAAUUAAGGAACAACAAAUCAAACUGCAGGAAAUGUUACAAGACUAUGAAAGCGCAGUGAACAAGAUCCCUGCCAUGAUAAAGCCACUUAUGCAGCAGUUUGUGGGAAGGGUAGAAGAAGCCCUUUCACCUGGACUCACCAUGUUGUCAUGGACCUCCCUAAACAUUGAAAGAUUCAUUGGCAAUGUGUACAGUACGCUGACAGAGCUGGAACAGACUGUGAAAGAAGCUUCGGACACGCUGGACUGUCGGAUUGAGCAUAUUCUGCUGGCCAUGUCCUCCACUCCUCUGGUGGACCUGCCUGAGGAGGAACCUACUGAUGUGUACGCCUUCCAUGAAAUGACACAGAGUGUUGUGACCUUGGCGGCAGACACUUUGAUCAUACAAAGCCAACAAGUUGAGAGAUCCAUGCAUGAACUGAUUGAGGAUCUUAAGAACAAGAUGAAAGCAGCAGAAAAGGUCAACCUUCAGGACUCCUAUCAGUGCCUGCACCCUGACACCAAACAGAAGACUCGCUGCCAGGAGUGCUUGCCCUGCUGCUUCUAUAACAUGAUGGGGCAGGUCUGUCAGAAGAACACAGAUGCUCUGGUCAAAUGCACAAAGCUCUCUGUGGAUGCUCUCAAGCGACGUCUACAUGUUGUCAGCUCUAAAUACCAGGCAGCUGUACAGCCAAUAAAAACUUCAAACCAGGCCCCACUCUUCAAAGCUGCAAUUCAGCUUGCCAUUCCCAAUGUAGUCAUGAGACCAAGUCUGGACGAAAUUCAGGCCGUCCUCAACAAAACUGUGAACACAAUACUGUCCAUGGCAAAGGAUAUUCCGCUGUGGAAUUUUUCACAUCUGCAUCAUAAACAACUUCAGACUGAACAGAAUUCUGCGAGGGAUGCAGGCGAUGAUGGCAAAAUGACAAAGCAAGUUGUACUGAAGCCACUGGAUAAACAGCUGAGUGAACACAAGGACAUCAUCAAAGUGGUUGUCCAGCUCAGCUCCAUCAUCUCGUCCCUAAAAGCCGAUGCCAUUGACGUCCUUGAGAACUUCUCCAGCUUUUCCAACUUGUGGACCCAGGACCCAGAUGACCAGGUUAAAGAAUUUUUGGAGACAAACCCAUUAUUGUCUGAAUUCAAUGCUCAGAUUACAUCUUACACAAAACUGGAAGACCAGAUCAGUGAGCUACCAUCUGUCUGCACUGUGGGGUCGGUGCAGUGUGACAUAGAGCCUUUGAAGCUGGCUUUGACACAGGAGUGCCGCAACUGGAAAAGAGCAUUCGGGACAGCUUUGAACAAGAAGUCCUCUACAGACAUGGAUGAGAUCAUCUCUUUCAUUGACGGCCUGAGCAAGAGACUCAACAGACCCAUUGUUGACCUGGACGACGUUCGCGGGGCCAUGGCAGCACUGAAGGAGUAUCGAGAUGCUGAGAUCCGGAUUGACAUGACCAUUGGCCCAAUUGAGGAGUCGUAUGCACUUCUCAACAAGCAUGAACUGCUGUUCCACGAUGGGAACAGUGAGAAGGUGGAUGGUUUAGCAUACGCCUGGAAGAACCUAAACACACAGGUUCUGCAAACCCAGAACUUUCUAGUGAAGGUGCAGCCUGAAAUGAAGUCAGACCUUCUGGCUGGGGUACAGACAUUUCAAACUAAUGUCCAGGUUUUGUACAGCGACUAUGAUGAAAGGGGCCCAGGUGUGGAAGGUAUCUCUCCCCAGGAAGCCAGUGACCGUCUGCAGACCUUUCAGGCUCAUUUUGAUGAGCUGUGGAGUAAAUACAUCACUUAUUCUGGAGGAGAAGAGCUGUUUGGUCUUUCAGUUAAAGAAUACCCUGACCUCCAACGAAUAAAACGUGAGCUGUCCCUACUCCAGAAGCUUUAUGGACUUUACAACUCAGUAAUUGACAGUGUGAACGGAUACUAUGACAUCCUGUGGUGUGACCUGGACAUUGAGAAAAUCAACAAUGAACUCAUGGAUUUUCAGAAUAGAAUCCGUAAACUUCCCAAAGCCUUGAAGGAAUGGCAAGCAUUCAAUGACCUGAAAAAGAAGAUAGAUGACUUCAGUGAGACUUGUCCUCUGCUAGAAAUGAUGGCAAACAAGGCCAUGAUGGCGAGGCACUGGGAGCGGCUUUCACAAACAACUGGCCACAGUUUUGAUGUGGAAUCUGAAAACUUCACCCUCAAGAACAUAAUGGAAACAUCUUUGUUAACAUAUAAAGAGGACAUUGAGGAUAUCUGUAUAAGUGCAGUCAAAGAAAAAGACAUUGAAGCUAAGCUGAAGAGCGUUAUCAAUGAAUGGAGCAGCCACAUGUUCACAUUUGCCCCGUUUAAAACAAGAGGAGAGCUGCUUCUGAAAGGAUCUGAUACAACUGAGAAGGUGGCACUGAUGGAAGACAGUCUGAUGGUUCUGGCAUCUCUAAUGAGUAAUAGGUACAAUGCACCAUUCAAGCCAACAAUUCAACAAUGGGUGCAAAAGCUCUCCAACACCACAGAAAUCAUUGAAAACUGGCUCACUGUGCAGAACCUCUGGAUCUAUCUGGAAGCUGUGUUUGUUGGUGGUGACAUUGCAAAGCAGCUGCCCCAGGAAGCUAAAAGGUUUCAGAACAUCGACAAGUCCUGGCAGAAAAUAAUCCAGCGCGCUCAUGAGACUCCCAACAUUGUGCACUGCUGCGUCGGAGACGAGACUCUGGCCCAGCUUCUUCCACACUUGCUGGAACAGUUGGAGAUGUGUCAGAAGUCCCUGACAGGGUACCUGGAGAAGAAAAGGCUGAUGUUUCCCCGAUUCUUCUUCGUGUCUGAUCCUGCCCUUUUAGAAAUCCUAGGCCAGGCCUCUGACUCCCACACCAUUCAGGCGCACCUGCUGAGUCUUUUUGACAAUGUCCACCGGGUGGGAUUUCAUGAAAAGAACUAUGACCAGAUUCUCAACUUUCAGUCUCAAGAAGGAGAGACCGUUGAUCUUAUGGAACCUGUAUUAGCACAGGGCAACGUGGAAGCAUGGCUGGGACAAUUGCUUGGAGGAGUUAAAAAGACCAUUCACAAUAUCAUCAAACAGGCAUGGCUGGCAAUCAGUGACCCAGGCUUCAAGCUGUAUGAAUUCCAGUCAAUGUUUCCUGCACAGAUAGGGCUUCUGGGUAUACAGAUGGUUUGGACCAGAGACUCUGAAGAAGCCCUCGGCAUUGCGAAAAAUGAUAAAAAGGUCAUGCAGACAACCAAUCAGAAGUUUUUGGAUAUCCUGAAUGAUUUGAUAGAUAUGACAACACGAGACCUGACAAAGAUUGAACGAACAAAAUAUGAGACCCUGAUCACCAUUCACGUGCACCAGAAAGACAUCUUUGACGAUUUGGUCCGCAUGAACAUCAAGUCCACCUUGGAUUUUGAGUGGCAAAAGCAGUCUCGUUUCUACUUCAUUGAAGAUACAGACAAAUGUGUCAUCCAGAUCACUGAUGUUGAGUUUAAUUACUGCAAUGAGUACCUGGGCUGCACAGACAGACUGGUGAUUACUCCUCUAACAGACAGGUGUUACAUCACAUUAUCUCAGGCUCUGUGGAUGAGUAUGGGUGGAGCCCCUGCAGGCCCGGCCGGGACAGGCAAAACCGAGACAACCAAGGACAUGGGCAGAUGUUUGGGAAAAUAUGUGGUGGUGUUUAACUGCUCUGAUCAGAUGGACUACAGAGGACUGGGCCGUAUUUACAAAGGGCUGGCUCAAGCUGGUGCAUGGGGAUGCUUUGAUGAGUUUAACCGCAUUGAACUGCCUGUGUUGUCAGUAGCCGCUCAGCAGAUCUACAUCGUGCUGCAGUGCAAGAAGAAUAAAAAAACCCAGUUCAUCUUCACAGACGGAGAUGUGGUCGACAUGGACAGAGAUUUUGGAAUUUUCCUGACAAUGAAUCCAGGAUAUGCAGGGCGUCAGGAGCUCCCAGAGAAUCUCAAAAUCCAGUUCCGCACAGUGGCCAUGAUGGUACCCGACAGAGCGAUCAUCAUGAGAGUCAAGCUGGCCAGUGCUGGGUUCCGCGACAACCAGCUCCUCAGCCGCAAGUUCUACACUCUGUACAAGCUCUGUGAGGAACAGCUUUCAAAACAGGUCCACUAUGACUUUGGUUUGCGUAACAUUCUGUCCGUGCUGAGAACUCUUGGUGCUGUGAAGAGAUCAAACCCCAAUGAACCAGAGAAGACAGUGGUGAUGAGAGUAUUGCGGGACAUGAACCUUUCCAAACUGGUGGACGAGGAUGAACCUCUGUUUAUGAGUCUGAUUAAUGACCUGUUUCCUGGAAUAACCCUGGAUAAAGCUGGUUACCCUGAACUGGAGGCAGCCAUUCAGAAGCAAACUGAAGAAGCAGGUCUCAUCCACCACCCUCCAUGGAUCCUGAAGCUCAUUCAGCUCUAUGAGACUCAGAGAGUACGACAUGGUAUGAUGACCCUGGGCCCCAGUGGUGCUGGCAAGACAAAGUGCAUUCAUACACUAAUGAAGGCAAUGUCGGACUGUGGCGCACCUCAUAAAGAAAUGAGAAUGAACCCCAAGGCUAUUACUGCCUCCCAGAUGUUUGGGACCCUGGAUGUGGCAACAAAUGACUGGACAGAUGGUAUUUUCUCCACUUUGUGGAGAAAAACUUUGAAGGCCAAGAAGGGUGAGCACAUUUGGAUAGUACUGGAUGGCCCAGUAGAUGCCAUUUGGAUUGAAAAUCUGAAUUCAGUCCUGGAUGACAACAAGACUCUUACUUUGGCAAAUGGUGACCGCAUCCCCAUGGGACCCAACUGCAAGAUCGUGUUUGAGCCUCACAAUAUUGAUAACGCCUCUCCUGCCACAGUGUCUCGCAAUGGAAUGGUCUUCAUGAGUUCCUCAGUGCUGAACUGGAGGCCUAUUUUAAAGGCUUGGCUGCAAAACCUCCCAGCCUCCCUGUCUGAAAUUCUGUGGAACUGCUUCGACAGUGUUUUCCAAGAUUUAAUAAAUUUUGUGUUCACUGCUGUAGCUCCAAAAAUGCAGAUGCUAGAAUGUAUGUACAUCAGACAAGCCAUUGACCUACUACAAGGUCUUUUGCCAGCCACAGAAGAGAAGACACCCAGCCAGGAGCAUGUCUCAAGGCUCUUUAUUUUUGCUGUAAUGUGGUCCAUUGGAGCCCUUUUGGAGUUGGAGGACAGGGUUAAGAUGGAGAGCUGUCUUCGCAGUCACACAGCUACACUGGAGCUGCCUGAAACCAAGGGAGAAGAAACUAUCUUUGAAUUUGUUGUGAAUGAGAAUGGUCAGUGGGAUCAUUGGUUAAAGAAGGUGCCUGAAUACAGUUACCCUAAGGAUUCCAUACCAGAGUAUGCCUCUAUCCUGGUCCCCAACGUAGACAAUGUCCGGACAGACUUUCUUAUGCAAACAAUAAUGAAACAAGGCAAAGCUGUGCUUCUCAUUGGUGAACAAGGAACAGCAAAGACUGUUAUGGUGAAGGGUUUUACCAGUAAAUACGACCCUGAAGCCCAUAUGACCAAAAGCCUGAACUUCUCUUCCGCCACUCAACCCAACAUGUUUCAAAGGAGUGUUGAGAGUUACAUAGACAAGAGGAUGGGAACCACAUACGGGCCCCCGGCAGGGAAGAAAAUGACAUUGUUCAUUGAUGACAUCAACAUGCCAGUGAUCAACGAAUGGGGAGAUCAGAUCACCAAUGAGAUUGUCCGGCAGAUGAUGGAGCAAAGGGGUUUCUAUAACCUUGACAAGCCGGGUGAGUUCACCAGCAUCGUAGAUAUCCAGUUUGCAGCGGCGAUGAUUCAUCCAGGCGGCGGCAGGAAUGACAUCCCUCAGCGCCUGAAGCGCCAGUUCACUGUCUAUAACUGCACCCUGCCUUCCAACUCCUCCAUCGACAAGAUAUUCUGCACAGUGGCCACGGGCUAUUUCUGUGAGCAACGAGGCUUUCCACAAGAGGUCUGCAAACUGGCUGCCGCACUCGUGCCUACGACUCGCAAAUUGUGGCAGGCAACGAAGAUUAAGAUGCUGCCGACACCUGCUAAGUUCCACUACAUCUUCAACCUUCGUGACCUGAGCCGUAUCUGGCAGGGAAUCCUGUCUGUCACUGCAGAAGUCUGCCAGAACGCAGAGGUUCUGGUUGCUCUAUUUAAACAUGAGUGUUCCCGUGUCAUUGCUGACAGGUUCACCAACCACAAGGACAAAGAGUGGUUUGAGCAAACCAUGUUUAAGAUUGCCAGUGAGGAUCAUGGGUCAUCAAUCAUAGAGAGUGCACAUAAAGAAGCCUAUUUUGUUGACUUUUUAAGAGAUGCCCCUGAAGCCACAGGUGAAGAGCCUGAUGAUGCUGAGCUGGAUGCCCCUAAAAUCUAUGAGCCUAUCCCCUCCUUUGAGAGCCUGUCAGAGCGUCUGGUGGUGUUCAUGCAACAGUACAGUGAGGCUGUCAGAGGUACACCGAUGGAUCUGGUGUUUUUCAAGGAUGCAAUGAUUCAUUUGGUGAAGAUCUCCCGUGUCAUUCGCACUCCACAAGGGAAUGCUUUGCUUGUUGGAGUGGGCGGCUCUGGAAAGCAGAGUUUGACCAGACUAGCUUCCUUCAUCGCUGGAUAUGAGAGUUUUCAAAUAACACUAACACGGACGUACAAUACGAGCAAUCUCAUGGAUGACCUGAAGCAGUUGUACCGCACAGCUGGCCAGAGGGGGAAAGGUAUCACCUUCAUCUUCACAGACAACGAGAUCAAAGACGAGUCCUUCCUUGAGUACAUGAACAAUGUGCUGGCCUCUGGUGAGGUCUCUAACCUGUUUGCCAGAGACGAGGUUGAUGAGAUCACCCAGGACCUCAUCUCUGUUAUGAAGAAAGAAUACCCGAGGCGACCGCCCACUGCUGAGAACCUCUAUGACUACUUCCUGUCCCGCGUGCGCAGCAAUCUCCAUGUGGUUCUCUGCUUCUCCCCUGUGGGUGAGAAGUUCCGCAACCGUGCCCUCAAGUUUCCUGGCCUAAUUUCUGGCUGUACAAUGGACUGGUUCCAGCGCUGGCCAAGAGACGCCCUGGUGGCUGUGGCGCAGCACUUCCUGACCUCCUACAAGAUUGAGUGCUCUGAGGAGGUAAAGCAGAAUGUAGUGAGCACCAUGGGCACGUUCCAGGAUCUGGUGGCAGAAAAGUGUGUUGAAUACUUCGAGCGUUUCCGUCGGCAGACAUACGUCACCCCCAAAUCUUACCUGUCCUUCAUAGCUGGCUACAAAAUCAUCUAUUCAGAGAAGAUUGCCCACGUAGGAAUGCUCUCUGAACGCAUGAAGACAGGCCUUGCCAAGCUGAUGGAAGCAGAGGUGUCUGUGAGCCAACUUUCUAAGGAGCUGGCUGUUAAGGAAAAGGACCUGGCAGUUGCUUCCAGGAAGGCUGACGAGGUCUUACAGGAAGUGACAGUGAAGGCCCAGGCUGCCGAGAAGGUGAAAAUGCAGGUUCAGAAAGUAAAGGACAAGGCCCAGGCUAUUGUCGAUGAGAUUGAGGCAGACAAAGCUGUGGCCGAGGAGAAGCUGGAAGCAGCAAGACCUGCUUUGGAAGAGGCAGAAGCAGCAUUGCAGACGAUAAAACCAGCCGACAUUGCCACUGUGAGGAAGCUGGGUAAGCCGCCCCAUCUGAUCAUGCGCAUCAUGGACUGUGUGCUGCUGCUGUUCCAGAGGAAGGUGGAUACGAUUACUAUGGACCCUGAACGACCUUGUUUAAGACCAUCCUGGAGCGAAGCCCUUAAGCUAAUGAAUAACUCUGGGUUCCUCAGCAGUUUGUUAGCAUUCCAAAAGGACACUAUCACAGAAGAGGUGGUUGAAUUGCUGACCCCUUACUUGGAUAUGGAAGACUACAACCUGGAAACAGCCAAGAAAGUGUGUGGAAAUGUGGCAGGGCUGUGCUCCUGGACUCAAGCAAUGGCAUGUUUCUUCGACAUUAAUAAAGAAGUUCUUCCACUCAAGGCAAAUCUAGCCCUGCAAGAAGCCCGUCUCAUAGUUGCUCAGACAGAGCUGAACAACGCGCAGCAGCAGCUUGACGAGAAGCAGCGGGAGCUUGACGAGGUGCAGGCCAUGUACGACACGGCCAUGAGAGAGAAGCAGACCUUGCUGGAUGACGCCGAUGCCUGCCGCAGAAAGAUGAACAAUGCCACUGCCCUCAUCGAGGGUCUAGGUGGAGAGAAGAUCCGAUGGACAGAAAGCAGCAAACACUUCCAGAAUCAGAUCAAUCGGCUGGUGGGGGAUGUGCUGCUGGCCACUGGAUUCCUUUCCUACUCAGGGCCCUUCAACCAGGAGUACAGGAACCUCUUACUGCAGCUGUGGAAGAAAGAGAUGAGCACCUACAAGAUCCCCUACAGCGAUGAGCUGAAUCUCAUCAGCAUGCUGGUCGACAAUGCUACCAUCGGUGAGUGGAACCUCCAGGGGCUCCCAAACGAUGACCUCUCCAUUCAGAAUGGCAUCAUUGUGACCAAAGCCUCCCGAUACCCCCUCCUCAUCGAUCCUCAGGGCCAAGGCAAGAUUUGGAUUAAAAAUAGAGAAAAGAACAAUGAACUCCAGGUAACCUCAUUAAACCACAAGUAUUUUAGGAGCCACCUGGAAGACUGCUUGUCCUUGGGAAGACCUUUACUGAUAGAGGAUGUUGGGGAGGAAUUGGACCCAGCUCUGGAUAAUAUUUUGGAGAAAAACUUUAUUAAAUCUGGUUCAACUUACAAAGUAAAAGUGGGUGACAAAGAGGUUGAUGUCAUGAAGGGGUUCACACUCUAUAUAACCACCAAACUAGCUAACCCAGCUUAUACUCCAGAGAUUAGUGCCAGAACAGCCGUCAUCGACUUCACCGUGACAAUGAAGGGGCUUGAAGACCAGCUACUGGGACGUGUCAUCCUCACUGAGAAACAAGAACUGGAAGCCGAAAGAGUGAAGCUCUUGGAAGAGGUGACGUCUAACAAAAGGAAAAUGCAGGAGCUAGAAGAUAACCUCUUGUUCCGUCUGACCAGCACUCAAGGCUCCCUGGUGGAUGAUGAAUCGCUGAUUGAAGUUCUGCGCAUCACUAAAACCACAGCCGAGGAGGUCAGUGAGAAACUUAAUAUAGCAGCUGAAACGGAGGUGAAAAUCAAUGCAGCGCGGGAGGAGUACCGCCCAGUGGCCACCCGUGGCAGUAUCCUAUACUUCCUGAUUGUGGAGAUGAGCCUGGUGAACGUCAUGUAUCAGACAUCCCUCAGACAGUUCCUGGGCCUGUUUGAUAUGUCUAUGGAGAAGUCUGUCAAGUCCCAGAUCACCUCCAAACGUAUCGCCAACAUCAUUGAGUACCUGACCUACGAGGUGUUCAGGUACACGGCUCGAGGCCUCUAUGAGGAUCACAAGUUCCUCUUCACACUGCUCAUGGCACUCAAGAUCGACUUGCAAGCCAAGAAGAUUUCCCAUGAGGAGUUUCAGACACUUAUUAAAGGAGGUGCAGCGCUGGAUCUCAAUUCCGUCGAGCCCAAACCGAAGAAAUGGAUCCUUGACAUUACUUGGCUGAACCUGGUGCAGCUGUCUCAUUUGUAUCCCUUCAAUGAGCUCCUAGGACACGUGGCCAGGAACGAUAAAGCCUGGAAAACCUGGUUUGAUGAAGAAGCCCCAGAAGAGGCUCCAGUUCCUGAUGGCUAUGACAGAAUGCUGGAUACAUUUCGCAAGCUGCUGCUGAUCCGCAGUUGGUGCCCAGAUCGCACUGUUGCGCAGGCUCGUCAUUACAUCGCAGAAUCCCUGGGGGUGAAAUACGCAGAGGGGGUGAUCCUGGAAAUGGAGGGCAUGUGGAUAGAGAGUGACAAUCGAACCCCCAUGGUCUGCUUCUUAUCUAUGGGUUCAGAUCCAACAGAAAACAUUGAAAGACUGUCAAAAACUAAGAAUACUCCAUGCCGUGCAAUUUCCAUGGGUCAGGGGCAGGAGGUCCAUGCAAGGCGUUUGCUGAACCAGAGCAUGCAAGAUGGAGGCUGGCUGCUUCUGCAGAACUGCCAUCUCGGUCUGGAUUUUCUGGAUGAGCUCCUGGAUACCAUCACCACCAUUGAGUCCAUGCAUGAUGGCUUCCGGACCUGGGUUACCACCGAGGCCCAUCCUAAAUUCCCAAUCAACCUCUUACAGUCGUCCAUCAAAUUUACCAAUGAGCCACCUCAAGGUGUUAAAGCUGGUUUGAAGCGCACUUACUCCAGUAUUACCCAGGAGCAGCUGGAGAUCAGCAACAUGCCUCAGUGGAAGCCCCUGUUGUAUGCUGUGGGGUUCCUUCACACAACUGUGCAGGAGAGACGCAAGUUUGGCCCCCUGGGUUGGAAUAUCCCCUAUGAGUUCAACCAGGCAGAUUUCACUGCCAGUGUGCAGUUUGUCCAGAACCACUUGGAUGAAAUGGACAUCAAGCGUGGCGUGAACUGGAGCUGCAUGCGCUACAUGCUGGGGGAGGUGCAAUACGGGGGCCGUGUCACAGACGACCUUGACAAGCACUUGCUCAACACCUUUACACAGGUCUGGUUUGGGGAGAACAUGUUUUCAGACAAGUUCUAUUUCUACAAGGGCUACGUCAUUCCCAAGGGCAAGACAGUCCAGGACUACAUGGAGCACAUUGAGUUGCUGCCUCUCGUUGAUUCUCCAGAGGUGUUUGGUCUUCACCCAAAUGCAGACAUAACAUAUCAAACCAACAUGGCAAAUGAGACCCUAAGCACAGUGGUGAACAUCCAGCCCAAGGACAGCGGUAGUGGAGGAGGGGAGACCAGAGAGGCAACAGUGCAGAGGCUGGCAGACGAGAUGCUGGAGAAGCUUCCCCCUGACUACAUCCCUCAUGAGGUCAAAGCACGUCUCCAGAAGAUGGGUACCUUCCAGCCAAUGAAUAUUUUCUUACGACAAGAGAUUGACCGUAUGCAGCGCAUCAUCAGCAGGGUUCGGAAUACCCUCAUCGACCUCAAGCUCGCAAUAGACGGUACAAUCAUCAUGUCUGAAGACUUACGGGAUGCUCUUGACAACAUGUAUGAUGCCCGUAUACCCAAACUGUGGUACAAGAUUUCCUGGGAGUCAGCCACCCUGGGCUUCUGGUUCACAGAGCUUCUGGAGAGAAACCAACAAUUCCACACCUGGCUGUUUGAUGGGCGACCCAAUCAGUUCUGGAUGACAGGAUUCUUCAACCCACAGGGCUUCCUGACAGCUGUGCGACAAGAAACCACUCGAAUGAAUUUGUCUAAAGGCUGGGCUCUAGAUGGUGUUAUCUUGCACAAUGAUGUGACCAGAAUGAUGAAGGAAGAUGUCACUGGGCCUCCCCCUGUAGAUAUUGGUGGGGUUUACAUCUAUGGUCUCUUCCUGGAUGGAGCUGGAUGGGACAGAAGGAAUACUAAACUAAUGGAAUCUUCUCCAAAGGUUCUGUUCACUUCUCUGCCAGUGGUUCAUGUUUAUGCAAUCAGCACCACAGCUCCCCCAGACCCAAAGAAGCAGCAAGGGAGUCUGUAUUCAUGUCCUGUGUACAAGAAGCCAAGGCGCACAGAUCUAACGUACAUUUUCUCUUUGUAUUUGAAAACAACAAAAGUCCCUGAUCACUGGACCCUGAGAGGGGUAGCUUUGCUUUGUGACUCAAAAUAAGACAAAAGGGCACGUGUUUUUAAGCAAGCUUAUCAUUGAAGUAGAGUACAAACAUGGGUUGUUUAUUUUAUCCCUACUUAAUAUAUAUAUUAACUGGAUGCUUUAAAAUCGUUGUUCUAAGCUUAGUCCUUGAUACCAAAUGUUUUAUUUCUACUGUAGUACUAGAAUUAUCCAUGGGUGCAUACAGUUGGUAUUUAUUGUACUAGUAAUACCGGCGUGUAUACUUUACUUCCUUUAUAUGUACUACUAAAGGAAUUAUAAUGUCAUUAUAUUGUUUAAAACAGUAGUCAAUACAGGCCCUGUACAAAGCCUUUCAUGAAUAAGAUCAUCCUUUAAUGUCACAAAACAAGAAAUGAACAAUUAAAGAAUGCAUGAGGGCCCGUGAAUGUUGUUUUGUUACUCCAAAGGACCUCUCUUCAGAAACAAAAUCAUGCUAAUAACACUUUGAAGUAAAUGUUCUUGAAUUUGUUGUUAUUGUACAAAGUGUUUUUUUUUUUUUGCUAAAUGGAUAUUUUCACUAACUAGAAAAAAAUGUGGUUAAUUGGACAAACAUUUUGAAAAAGUGUCUCGUCAAUCUCUCUUGUGUUAAAUAGCUUUAACACGUAAUACAUUGUCAAAGACUCAUCAAAGACAAUUUUAUAACUAUUUGUACUACUGAAUAUUGAUAUACACUGUUUAAAAUGAUAUGUUUAACUAAAAUUAUCUUUAAUGCACUUUUUAGUAGAGAUUUAUUAAGCAUCUCCAUAGAGGAUAUACAAAUUGAAUUAUUGAUCACAAAAAGUAAUGUAGUUCUUGAUAUAGCUAUUAUGUGUUAAAUGUUAAAACUGCAUUCCAAAUAUACCUACUGUACUUGACCUGAACCACAUUUUCUGGUUCUGUUGUACGGAAGGACUUGAAAUGUUUUAAUGGUCUGUAGUCAAUUCUUGGAUAACAAGUUACUGUAUUUGUAGAUAUUAUAAUUGCAUUUUUUUGUCUUUUUUUUCACAAAUAAAGACACAAAACACAA
Molecule: messenger RNA, 15094 nt
Organism: Acipenser ruthenus (sterlet)
Lineage: Eukaryota; Metazoa; Chordata; Actinopteri; Acipenseriformes; Acipenseridae
Gene: dnah5l
Product: dynein, axonemal, heavy chain 5 like
Exons: 77
Coding region: 112-14088 (4658 amino acids)
Biological process (GO): microtubule-based movement
Cellular component (GO): dynein complex
Molecular function (GO): ATP binding; dynein intermediate chain binding; dynein light intermediate chain binding
Source: RefSeq, a predicted model, not a curated record